Messenger RNA from Anastrepha obliqua, 2541 nucleotides. Its product is annotated as protein regulator of cytokinesis 1-like. Gene Ontology annotation, biological process: microtubule cytoskeleton organization; mitotic spindle midzone assembly. Gene Ontology annotation, molecular function: microtubule binding. The coding region runs from base 166 to 2229 and encodes 687 amino acids. The record is from RefSeq and is a predicted model, not a curated record. The transcript is spliced from 2 exons. Lineage: Eukaryota; Metazoa; Arthropoda; Insecta; Diptera; Tephritidae. Gene Ontology annotation, cellular component: mitotic spindle midzone; cytoplasm; spindle.
CACCAUUUUCAAAUUAAAUUUACAACUGAAAAAUAUAAACGCGUCGCUGUGCUUAAUUUGGAGUUUUACUUUCAGUAACUUAUUAGAAACAAGUGCACUUAUUUGUCUCAAAUCGAUUGUUCACUAAUUUCAGCGUUUGUAUGUAACGGGAGCGAAGGAUAUAAAAUGGCUGAUUUUGAAGAAGAAAAUUUGGAGCUGCAAAGAAUUACAGCUGAAAAUGUUAGAGAGCUCACCUCCAUAUGGACAGAAAUGUUCGAUGAAACAAUGUGUUUGCAGAACAUUAACAAACUGAAAGAGCACGUUGAAAACUUUUUUGCCGAAUUGAAAGAAGAGUCUGUUAAAAAACGAGAGCAAAUAGAGAAUGAAAUACAAGUGUUGCAUGGGGAAGCGGACUUGUUGUGCCGCUUACUAAAAACUGAUAUACAGUUGCCAAGAAUGGAGGAUAGAAAAAUACCGUUGUUGAUCAUACAAUCAAACAUAGACAAAAGUUUAACCGAAUUGCGUGAACAAUUGCGGCGGCGCCGCGAAGAAAUUUGUGAACUAUUACUUGAGCAGGAAGGUUUAUGCGAUGAGUUGGGAGAAAUUCCACGUCCUCUUUUAGCCGAUCCUUUACCGUCGGAAGAAGAAAUUCUGGAAUUCCGUAACCAUUUAGAUCAACUAAAAGUGGAGCGUAUGGAACGUCUGAAUGAGAUGUCAGUAUUACGUCGCGAAAUAAAGAAUUACUUAACUACAUUAGAGACACAAGUUAACACAGAUACAGAAGAUCGACUCUUGAAUCACAGACAAAUUAAAUUGGACGAAGAAACUUUCAAAGCGCUUAGGCGCAUGCAGGAUGUGUACGGUGCACGUGUGCAAGCAUUGUCGGAGCGUAUCGAUGGCAUACGUAAAAAAUUGGAAUCGCUUUGGGGGCGUUUAAAGACAUCACCGAAUACACGAAAUAAAUUUAAACGACACGCAGAAUAUAAUCAGACCACAUAUAAUGCACUAAAAGAAGAGUUGCACCGUUGUGAAUCCUUGCAAAGUCAAAAUAUAAAAGAAUGCCUUCAGCAAAUACGUGCAGAGAUUGUAGAGUGGUGGGAUAAAACUCUUAAAUCUGAAACAGAAAGAAAUCGUUUUUCUAAGUUCCACAGCAACUGUUACACGGAAGAUCUCUUGCUAUUGCAUGAAAUUGAAUUGGAAGAUCUAAAACGUUUUUAUGAAAGUAAUCGGCAGAUAUUUGAACUUUACGACAAUCGAAAAUUGUUAUGGGACCGCAUGGUAGCUUUGGAAGCUAAGGCCUCCGACCCGGGACGAUAUAACAACAGAGGAGGGCAGUUAUUAAAGGAGGAGAGAGAACGCAAAACUAUCGCUACGAAAUUGCCCAAAAUUGAACAGCAGAUAAGAGAUUUAGUUACAGUAUACGAAGAAACUGAGCAUCAGGAAUUUCGUGUUUGUGGCGAAAACAUUAUAGAAUUAAUGAAAAAGGAAUGGGAGAACAAACGCAAGGAAAAAGAAAAACUCAGCAGUGCACGUAAAAAUGUCCAAACAUCACGCUCUACUACACCCAUGUCUGCAAAAACCGGUUCCAUGAUUUCGAUGCGUAAAGCUCCAUCAAAUACCAACUUAUCAGUUAUACCGUCUACGUCUGCAAAUUCCGCAAAAAAACGUAAAUUAGACCGAAAUGAGGAAAAUACUCCAAUGGCUAAACGAAACCUAAUUUACUCAAUAAACAGUCCCAGCGUAUUCACAGGCCGAGUGAUGACUCCACGUAAUGCCGCAACACCUGCAAGUGGACAUAAAUUACCUUUAAAAUCUCCUUUCAAGUCAUCACUGAAGAAAAGUCGUGUUAUUGCAACAACUAUUCGUCGUAGAUCUGGUCGUCACAGUUCAGGCAGCAAAAAACGUUCCUCCUUGGGUAAGAACUUCAAGAAGAAAUCAACAGUUCCACCGACAAUUCUCAUUAAUGAUGACCCGGAUUGGAAUACAGAUCAAGAUACGGAAGAUGCUUAUGAAUCAUUUCAGAAAAGCAUCGAACCUGAUUCGCGUUCUUCCGUAAUACAUACAUUUACACGUCCGGCAUCGGCGUCAAAUAUGUCGACACGUUCAAAACGUAUUUAUCCAAAUGAAAGCAGAAUUGUGAAUUUGCCCAAUCCGCGCUCUGGAUUCCACAACAUACAAACCACGCCCAAAAAAUCACCCGCCAGUUGCAGCCGAAAACUUACCACAAAGAAUCUACCUAUCAUAAUCUGAUUAAAAUCGUAUUAAUGUUAAAUUUCGUUUAAAGUUACUAGUUUUAGUUUUGUCAGUAAAUAUAUAUAUAUGUUUUAGUUUGUCUUAUAUACUGUCCACUCUAAAAAUUUCCAGUUUAUAUUUUAUAUAAGACGUGUGAUCUGACAAAUUUACUCUUUUUCGUAAUUAAUUGUUAUUGUAAUGAAGUUUUUAUCAAUCUCACAGAUUCGAAAUGCAAGGUAUUCGGUGGUUGGACAAUAAGAAGGGGAAAUCAAAAUAAAAUUUUAUUUCUUAUGAUUAAAUGAUUACAAAAAAUAUAUAAAAUAAUAAUAA